Messenger RNA from Psammomys obesus (fat sand rat), 989 nucleotides. Its product is annotated as surfeit locus protein 1. The record is from RefSeq and is a predicted model, not a curated record. Gene Ontology annotation, cellular component: membrane; mitochondrion. The transcript is spliced from 9 exons. The coding region runs from base 1 to 921 and encodes 306 amino acids. Gene Ontology annotation, biological process: mitochondrial respiratory chain complex IV assembly. NCBI's taxonomy places the organism in Eukaryota, Metazoa, Chordata, Mammalia, Rodentia, Muridae.
AUGGCUGCCGUGAAAGCUUUGGCUGUGCUGCCGGGACGGAUGACGCUGUGGCCGAAAUGGUCCUCCGGGGGGCGGGCCCCGUUCUGCGCCGCCAAAAGGAGCAUCCUUGGGCUUUCUGCCCGGUCAGGUAUGGUCUGGAAGCCAAGCAGGUGCUGCAGUUCUACUGCUGAAGCAGCCACCUGUAAAACAGAGGACGACUCUUUUCUGCAGUGGUUCCUGCUUCUCAUCCCUGCUACUGCUUUUGGCCUGGGGACUUGGCAGGUCCAGCGUCGGAAAUGGAAGCUGAAACUGAUUGCAGAAUUAGAGUCUCGAGUCAUGGCUGAGCCCAUCCCUCUACCUGCUGACCCAAUGGAACUGAAAAAUCUGGAGUAUAGGCCAGUGAAGGUCAGGGGUCAUUUUGACCAUGCCAAAGAAUUGUACAUGAUGCCUCGGACCAUGGUGGACCCUGUCCGAGAGGCCCGUGAUGUUGGCAGAAUGUCCUCCUCAACUGAAAGUGGAGCCUAUGUAGUUACUCCUUUCCACUGCUCUGACUUGGGAGUCACCAUCCUGGUUAACAGAGGGUUUGUUCCCAGGAAGAAAGUGAAUCCUGAGACCAGGCAGAAAGGCCAGGUUCCCGGAGAAGUAGACCUAGUUGGCAUAGUGAGGCUGGCAGAAACCCGGAAGCCCUUUGUUCCUGAGAACAGUCCAGAGAAGAAUCAUUGGCAUUAUCGGGACCUGGAGGCUAUGGCCAAGAUAACAGGCGCAGAUCCCAUUUUCAUCGAUGCAGAUUUCCAGAGCACAAUCCCUGGAGGACCCGUAGGAGGGCAAACUAGAGUGACCUUGCGGAACGAGCACAUGCAGUACAUUAUUACCUGGUAUGGACUGUGUGCGGCCACAUCAUACUUGUGGUUCCAGAAAUUUGUGUGGCGGACACAUCUGUGAAGUUAAUGAACCUGCUCCUAAUCCAGAGAUCGCCACACAGAAUAAAGAUUCCAAUUUGUAAAAACCUG